This is a messenger RNA of Drosophila kikkawai, 1346 nucleotides long. RefSeq names its product asparagine synthetase domain-containing protein CG17486-like. The record is from RefSeq and is a predicted model, not a curated record. NCBI's taxonomy places the organism in Eukaryota, Metazoa, Arthropoda, Insecta, Diptera, Drosophilidae. Gene Ontology annotation, molecular function: asparagine synthase (glutamine-hydrolyzing) activity.
AUGAGAAAAGGCGCUACUGUGCGUCGUAAGCUAGCGCGUCUUUUCGUCGUUGUCUCUCGUUGCGAACUCCCGCUUUUCACCUUCCGUCUCUCCUUCUUCUGUGGUGUGCUUCGAUUGAAUAGGUUGCACCUAUGGCAGCCGAUGAAUGAGUACGCAGAGCAGCUUUUAUACAACCUUGAUGUUGUAGUUGGCCUGAAAACUACAGUAGAAAGUAUAAUUUCGCCUAGUUGGCUCCUAAAAAAAAAUUUGGAAUUUGACUAUGAUUUCUAUAAAUUUCCUUAUAAUGCUGACCAUGUGGAGCUCUAUCAAAAUCUUAUAAAUCAACCACAGAUUAAAGCAUCGCUAAACACUCUUGAUAAAUUGCUUUCUAACUCUGUAGCAAACCGUGUUAAAUGUACGGCUCCAUUAUGUCGAAUCUGUUUAAGCGAACUUAAUCAGAAGGAAACUGUCUGCAGGCAUGCCAAAAUAUGCAUUUUAUUUUCAGGCGGCAUAGAUUGUACCAUCUUGGCCUUACUUGCCAACAAAUUUGUGCCCUAUAAUGAGCCGAUUGAACUUAUUAAUGUUGCCUUCGAAAGCCUUAGCGGUCAAAACGUAUCUGAGAAGCUUUGGGAUGUACCUGACCGCAGAACUUCUCUUAUGUCUGUCAACGAAUUAAAGCGAAUAUGUCCUGAGCGGUUCUGGAAUUUGCUGGAAGUUAAUGUCACCCGCGAGGAGUUAAAAACACAACUUUCAACGCGUAUAAAAAAUCUCAUAUAUCCACUUCAGACAAUCUUGGAUGAGAGUUUGGGAUGUGCCUACUGGUUUGCUUCAAAUUGCCCAAAUUCAACUGCCCGAGUGGCCCUGAUAGGUAGUGGAGCAGAUGAGUUAUUUGGUGGAUAUUGCCGUCAUCGAAAUGCAUAUAGGCGUUGCCUAGGAACCAAUUCGGAGCGCCAACUUUCUGUGCAAAGCGAGCUUGAUGUUGACUGGCAACGAAUACCGGCCCGGAACUUGGCCAGAGAUGAUCGAGUUAUUGCAGACAAUGGCAAAACAGCGCGUUCACCAUUCAUCGAGGAGAACAUUGUUCAAUUUCUUAGAUCUUUAGAACCGUUCCAAAAAUGUUGCUUUAGUUUUCCCGAGGGUGUAGGAGAUAAGUUGCUUCUAAGGCUGUACGGCUAUAAAAUCGGUCUGCGAGACGUGGCUUUGUUAAAAAAAAGAGCAAUACAGUUUGGUUCCAGAAUUGCUAACAAAAGGGAAAAUGCUUCAGCUCAGUCUGAACAUCUUAAAUGUAAUACUUAAUUUUUUGAUGCCUGAAAUUAUUUUAAUAAAAUUACACGUGUUCCAAUUUACUCACGUUAAAAAACAUUUUA